Messenger RNA from Ooceraea biroi (clonal raider ant), 5281 nucleotides. It is a transcript of the gene rdx, whose product is annotated as BTB/POZ and MATH domain-containing protein rdx. Gene Ontology annotation, molecular function: protein binding. Lineage: Eukaryota; Metazoa; Arthropoda; Insecta; Hymenoptera; Formicidae. The record is from RefSeq and is a predicted model, not a curated record.
CGCGGGGAGUGCCUCCUCGGCGCGGUAGAGAAACGUAGAGUCGCGCGUAGUACAGGAGGCCGAGACCCGACAACGCACGCGUAUUUCGAUUCGAACCUCGAGUCGAGACCUGGGAACGGGAAACGGAGAGGAAACAAAACGACGAGAGCGAGGGGAACGAGGAGCAAGACACGGGAGGACGGAACCGAAGGCGCGGAAGAUCGAAGCGGAGCCGGAACGUCUUCCGCGCGCCGCCUCUUUCUGCCGUUCGGAGCGGUUCUCCCCCCAAAUUGAUUCCGCGUCCGCGCAUCGCCACCGCGACGCGACGGUCUCGUCGCCCCGACGGUCGUCGCGGCGACGACGGUCGCGCUGCUCCCCGGCGAGCGGCCUCGUCCUCUCGACGCGGCGCCCUCGCGAUCGUCAUUGUCGUCGUUGUUCCGCUCAUCCUCCGCCACGGAUACGCACCAGUGAAAAUGCGGUAGUGACAGUGCCGGCUGAAGCAGGAAGGACCCCGAGAGUUCCGGCAGGAAGCAGCUGGAGAACGAUCCAUCGUCGUUCGCGCUCGCGGACGACCGCGCGACGAGACCGCGGGAGGACUCGAGCCCGAUCUCGCCGCCCUCGAGUCGCCGGUGCGCCGGCCGCGGGGAAAAAUCGCGAGAGGAGAGCCGCCCUCUCCUCGCCUCGACAGUGGCCAGCCGGAAGUUAUGACGAGGGGCUCGCGCUUCACCCAAGGACACGGAGGAAUCGUUCGCGCGCAUGUGUCCAGUAGCGGGAUAUAGUGUCAACGACAAGUCGCCGCUCGCAGAUCUGGAUACCUUGCUGUCGACACCCCCCGGGCCCGGAUUGUCUCAUGUCAGGAUGGCGCUGGCGCGACUUGCGGUGAGCGACUGUGCGCCACAGACGUCGCGGGUCAGCUCAAACUUGCACAGCAGCAGUAGUAUGGCAGUGAGCCGCGUCCCGAGCCCGCCACCACCGGAAGUGAACACCCCCGUAGCCGAGAACUGGUGUUACACGCAGGUCUUGUGUGCACAGGUGAAGGUGGUUAAGUUCAGCUACAUGUGGACGAUAAACAACUUCAGCUUCUGCCGUGAAGAAAUGGGGGAAGUACUCAAGUCGUCCACGUUCUCCGCCGGGGCCAACGACAAGCUGAAAUGGUGCCUGAGAGUGAAUCCUAAGGGCCUGGAUGAGGAGAGCAAAGACUACUUAUCGCUGUAUCUCCUCCUUGUUUCGUGCAACAAGUCCGAGGUCAGAGCAAAGUUCAAAUUUUCUAUUCUUAAUGCCAAAAGAGAAGAAACCAAAGCAAUGGAAAGCCAGCGUGCUUAUAGGUUCGUCCAGGGUAAAGAUUGGGGUUUUAAGAAAUUCAUUAGGAGAGACUUUCUCCUGGACGAAGCUAACGGAUUGCUGCCAGACGACAAACUCACGAUAUUCUGUGAGGUAUAUACCUUUGUCAGCGUGGUGGCGGACAGCGUCAAUAUCUCUGGACAGAGCAACACGAUACAGUUCAAAGUGCCGGAAUGUCGACUGCCUGACGACCUCGGGCUGCUGUUCGAGAACCAAAAAUUUAGUGACGUAACACUCGCAGUCUUGGACGAGAAGGGAGAGAUCGUCUGGGAGUUCCAGGCGCACAAAGCAAUUCUCGCAGCACGAAGUCCCGUGUUCUCGGCAAUGUUCGAGCACGAGAUGGAGGAGAGGAAGCAAAAUCGUGUCGACAUCAACGACGUGGACCACGAAGUGCUGCGAGAAAUGCUGCGGUUUAUCUACACUGGUAAAGCGGCGAACCUGGAGAAGAUGGCAGACGAUCUGUUGGCUGCGGCGGACAAAUACGCACUCGAGAGGCUGAAGGUAAUGUGCGAAGAGGCGCUUUGCACAAGUUUAGCCAUCGAGAACGCGGCCGACAUCCUCAUACUUGCCGAUCUCCACAGUGCCGAUCAGCUGAAGGCGCAAGCGAUAGACUUCAUUAAUACGCACGCGACGGACGUGAUGGACACCUCGGGCUUCAAAUCCAUGGUGAAGUCCCACCCCCAUCUGAUAGCCGAAGCUUUCCGGGCACUGGCGACCCAGCAAAUCCCACCGAUCGGACCGCCCAGGAAACGGAUGAAACAAAGCUGAAAGCAGUCACCGUUGACUCCGGGCACGACCUCCACAUCGCCCCCGCCACUUUUGCAUCCCUCUUGAGACUUUGUGUACAGUGAUAUACGAAGUAUAGUAGUGCUAAAUAAAUGUUUCCUAGUGCGCCAUCCUCUGGUCUGAGACAAGUUCGACGAGACGAGAACCGACGCGAGCACCAACCAACCAAACAAACCAACCACCAACCAACCAAUCGUGAAAUACCUUGGUUGAGAAUGUCCAGAGAUCGACGGAAGGAGGAAGAGAAGAAGAAGGAGAAGGAGCAGGAGGAAGAGUGUGAGAAGAAUCGUCGUCCGUCCAUCCGGUCGGUCGUGGGCGAAUUUGCAAAAGCGUUCCCGGACUCUUGUGUUCAAGCUAUGUGUCAGUAGUGAAGAGAGUAUUUCGGCGUGACUAUCGACCGUCGCAUGUUCCGUCUCCGCGCAUUGAGGAGGAGAGAAACGAGACGCCCGAGAAUCUACACAUACACACACACACACAACAGAGACAUACACACGUCCUACUGCAUCCUACCAGCACGCGAACCGGUUACUCUUCUCUAGACCGGCUUGCGCGCAUCAGUCGAUUCCCAUCGCAGCAUCAUCAUUGGAAAAUGCGUUCGUUCCUUUCAAUGCCAAUGUCUUCGAUGCCAACCGAUCAGCCUCGCGGUGAUGCUCCGCAACGCGUCACCGGUUCUCGUACACCGUAUACGCAUACGGAGCCGUGCGAGCGGACACCGGAAGCGAACGCAGCCAGAGAGGACCAAGAAGAGAGGCCGAGGAGCCUCUCUCCGCGCGACUCGCCAUCGCGAUUACCAGGACAACAACGCAUGGGGCGCACGAUGCGCGCAGAAAGUUGUGAUAGACGUCGGCCAGACGAUUUAAACGUUUUUUUUUGUUCCUUUGUCGAAAGAAAAGGUGAAGCGGAAGAACAGGAAAGGGGAGAGAGAACGAGGAGAAAAGGAGUAACGGAUCAAACGGCGCGUGUCCCGCGGGCGCCAGCUCGCUCGACGCUCGUCAAGCGCGGAAAGAGAUUAGAUACUUUGUUCAUUUCUACCGAUAGUAGUGAUCUUUUUUUUUAGUUCUAGUGCGUCUCAAACUCUUCCAAGACGGAGAAAAUCAUUCUAGUUAGUGUUCUUUUUUUAUGAUCUCUUUCUCUGAAUAUGUACGAUUAUUAUUAUAAUUAUUAUAUUAUUAUUAUUACUAUUAACGCUACGCGCAAUCUGUGCCCUACGUAUUUUCGUAUAUUUUUUUGUCUACGGAUAAAGAAACAUCUCUCCCUCCGACUCCACCGCCCCCCUCCUUUCUCCUCAUUGCGGCGAUAAAACCCAAUUACCCUUCCUGAUCCCCUCUCCUCCCCGUCCCGCGUCGGUAGGCACAGUUUGUCUUGUUUUCUGGAGUAUUGCGUACUGUAAGCAAAGUGAUAGGAUCGAAUUAUUAUUAUUAAUUAAUUAUUAUUAAUGAUUAUGUUAUUAAAUUUAGGGUUGUCCAUAAUUUAUCGGAUAUACGUUGAAUCGGUCACGAUGGGGGUCGUCGAUCGCACGUCCCCGUCGCGGAUCACAUUUAUAUUACUUUACGAACGUUACGAUCGGCAAUUCGAAAUUCGACUGCGCGUUACUACAAAUCGCACACGUAUAAGAGAUUGAAGAGAAGGAGCAAAAAGGGAGAAACCGAUUAAAAAGCGAAUUGUGUAAAAUAUAAACGUUAGUCAAUUGUAUAGAGCGGUGUUACGAUCGUUUCCUUUUAUUUUGUGAUUGAUAAUUGAUUUGAGAAUUAAAAAGAAAAAAAAAGAAAUAAAUAAUAGCGAAAUUUUGUGGUCAAUGAACUGAAAUUAUGGGCAACCAUAAGCGGCGGAAACAAUAAUCAAUCGUUUAGUACCGUGUACUGGCUUCCUGAUCCUCCGAGAAUUUUAGCUUUACCGAGAGAGAAUCGAGUUUUAAAUAAUGCGAAAUACUUAUUACCAUUUACACAUCAUUAAUGAUGACGAUUAAUGCCAUACAUGUUCUGUGAUAAGACCACUGUAAUUACUGCAAUUGCGUAAUCGAUCCUUUCUAGAGAGACAAACCCCCCUCGCCCGCCCGCCACUCCCCCUGACGAUCUUGGCAGCCAGUGAAUUUACUUGUUACAUAAAAUACAUUUAUAGUAAGCAACAGUCAUUGCCCCGGACAGUCCCAAACCUAGCGUCAUUUUACGACUUUUACACUGUGUACAUAUCUGUUGUGUAUUUUAUAAAAACCGAACAACCCGUACAUGGAUAAUAUUCUAUACUUUUACGAGGGGAACCGUACAACAAUCAAGCAUCGCAAUUUAUUUCACAGACUGCGCUAAGCUCAUGUUCCUUGAAAGACACACUACUGAUGCUUUAACUUCAAUGACGUUAACGUAACGCCGACGAAUCGAAUAUAGAGGCAGAAAGUUGUGCGGAUCUUUAAUAAUGUUUGGCGUAGUGCAUUGACGGAUAAGAUUUUAUGAGAUAAUGAAUCGAUCACAAUAAUAAUCAUGAUGAUCAAUAAUAAAAAAAACCUAGUUAGAAUUUUUCCACUGUUUUUCUACGUGCUUUCUUUUUAUUUGAGCCUUGGUGCGAUAGGGCUUAAAUAGGAAGAAAAGAAAAAGGAUAUGAAAGCGGUGUGUAGUAGCGAUUUAAGGAACAGACUUUGGCCGUUCGUAUUGGUUCACAUAUAUUUUAAAAAUCCGCGACUAUACUCUGCAACAAUUUUCAUAUCUAUCUUUGGGACUGUGCGGCGAUUUUCUCUUGUGGAAUACACACACACACACAUACACACACACAUACGUUGAAUGUCUUUUUCUAGAGAAAGAAAGAGAAGUACGAAAAACAGAAAUGUGGAACAAACAAUAGCGAAACAGAACGAAACGAAUUCCGAUCGAGAUAGCGAAACCGCGAGGAGACACAGAUACAAAAGAACACGGAUAUACCUGUAGGCACAAUUCUGUACGAAAUCAAUUUGCAGCAGGAAUAAUACGAGCGUAUGACUGGAUAUAAUUUGAUAAACUAUUAAGUACAAGUAAGACAAGUGUUACCUCAUCAUGAUGAAAGCCGGCGCGUGUCGACGACCGAUCGACCACCACCGCUACUACUAGGCAGCAGCUACCGUACACCUGCUCUCUCUUUCUCUUUCUGCUACGGAUACGUCCGUUGUAUAUUGCAUUUAGAAGAAAAACAAAAUGAAAGAAAUGAAAAA